This is a messenger RNA of Malassezia japonica, 642 nucleotides long. RefSeq lists its product as uncharacterized. NCBI's taxonomy places the organism in Eukaryota, Fungi, Basidiomycota, Malasseziomycetes, Malasseziales, Malasseziaceae. The coding region runs from base 1 to 642 and encodes 213 amino acids. The record is from RefSeq and is a predicted model, not a curated record. Gene Ontology annotation, molecular function: Hsp90 protein binding. The transcript has a single exon.
AUGAGCGACGCACUGGCUCCGCAGGCGGCAGUGCCCGACGUGGACGCGACGGAUGCGUCGGGAAACCCCCAGCUGAUUGCCGCGGAUGGCACCCAGCUCUUCCCCUUCUCGGUAGACCCCGAAAAAUGCACGGUGAACGCGCCUGGCCAGGACGUGCAGCUGCUGAAUAUGCUCGCGCGUUGGACGUCGAUGCUGCCGCCCCAAGCGCCGUUCCCCCCGCCCCCGAACAUUGUCCAGACGAAGAUCUCGGAGAACGUUGUGCAGGCAAAGGAUAUGGGCAACGGCCGUUUCCGCCAGCAAGACUGGCAGGGAGCGAUCAAGCACUAUACGAUGGCGAUCGCCAUGGCCUCCAGCCGUCCGCUGUGGGAGGCCAACGAGCUGGUGCGUGACGAGCUCUCGAUGCUCCUCGCGAACCGCAGCGCGGCGUUUGCGAGCGCGGGCGCGUACAUCGAGGCGCUCUGCGACGCGGACGCCGUCAUCAAGAUCAAGAAGCCCUGGGGCAAGGGGCACUUUCGCAAGGGCAAGGCGCUCGUCGGCCUGCAGCGGUACGAGGAGGCGCGCGCCGCCUUUACGCUCGGACAGCAGUUUGAGCCGGACAAUGAAGAGUUCGCCAAGGCGAUUGCGGCACUCCCCAGUUCAUAA